UUCUGGAUCAUUUGUGAACAGUAAAGUAGUGCAAAUGGGAGAAGGCCUUCGUCUGCAACGUGGCAACAGAUGACUAGAUCGAUAAGCUGGAUACUGUCCAACCAGGAAUUUCUGAACGGGGUUAAUCGCUUGGUGCCAAUGCGGAGGCAACGGCAUAAUGGCCAUCCGUCCGACGCAACCUUGUCCUCCACUCCGUGGACUCUCCUCUGCUUUUCUCUCGCUCGCUCGCUCUGCGGCUUGCGAAGAAAAUUCCUAAUAACCCCUCGUCUCCAGGUAGUCUUGUCCCUCCGGCCCCCUCUUCCCCGUUCUCCCGUUUUACAUUUACCCCGUCUACCGGAAGCUUCUUUCACCCCAAGUCCACCAUUGAGCUCUCCCUACGGUGCCUUUGUUAUUCGCUUAGUCCUUGCUCACCCCGCCCCCCCAAAAAAAAAAAAAAUUCCCAAUAUGGAAACCCUAGAAGCUACUGAAACAACCCUAGGCAACGAUUCCUCCAAGAAGCCCCCCGAAUCACAAACCCUAGGAGACCUCGCGGGACCUCGGGUUUCCAAACUAGGGUUUUCGCCGGCGGGAGAAACCCUAGCUCCGGCGCCGGGGGCUGAAGCCAAAACCCCAGGGUCGGGGUUGCUGCCGGCGGCCGGCGAGGCGGAGGAGGAGGCGGAGCGGCACUCCUUCGCCGCCGGUGAUUUCGUGUGGGGAAGGAUCAAGAGCCAUCCAUGGUGGCCGGGGCAGGUGUACGACCCUUCCCGGGCUGCGGAUCAUGCCAGGAGGGCCCACCGGAGGGACCGGUCGGUGCUCGUGUCGUACUUCAGGGAUGGCACCUUCGCAUGGUGCCACCCGGCGCAGCUGAGGCCCUUGGUGCCGGAGUUCCACCGGAUGGUGAAGCAGAGCAGCUCCAAGAGCUUCGUCGGCGCGGUGGAGGACGCCCUGGGGGAGAUCGGGCGGUGCCUCGAGCUCGAUCUCACUUGCCACUGCGUGCCCCCGGAGGCCCGGCCUGCGAGUGCCAGAGGCCAGGUCGGGAGGGCUCCGGUAGCAAAUUUCGCGCCUUUGGAGUUCCUCGAGCAUCUUCGUGAUGUGGCCCGUGAUGUUUCCGUGGUUGAUAUGCUGGAAGUCGCGAUGCUGAAGAGUUGGGUCAUGGCAUUCGCGAAGGGAUGGAGCAAUGGUUUGGCUGGGUACCACCAGCGCCGGGGAAUAAUGGAGCUGGUGGACAAGAUUGAUCUUGAUGUCCCACCAGGGGACCUGACCGACGGCAAGGAGGAGGAGGACGAGGAGGAGGAGUAUUGGACCAUAGGGAGCGGUGCCGUGAAAAAAGGGCCGAAGAUAUCAGCUGAGAAGUUGUUCAGGAGCAGGAAGAGGAGAAGCAUGGCGAAGCUCAUCGCGGAGAUGGAUUUGGAUGCUGCUGAGGUCAGUGAUGGCGAAGAGGACAAGGUGAAGGAGAAAGUCGAGCUGGGGAAGCACAAGAAGAGGAGUGAGACGAGGAAAGGUUCGAAGAUGGAAAAUAGUGGUGUUAAGGCUGAUGACGAGAGCGGCUUGGGAAGACGGGAGCGGAAGAAGAGCAAGUAUUUAUCACCUCCCUACACUUAUUUGAGCGGGUAUACAAAGUAUUUGGACUCGCCGAGGAGUGCAGAGGCGAAGACACAAAAGACAAGUGUGGAUUCCUCUUGGGCUUUGCCACCCGAGUCCCCGACGAUUUUGAGAUGCGAUGGUGACACAGUUCAGAAGGAAGUGGAAGAGGAUGGGAUGAGUUCCCCAAUCAAAGUUGAUAGCACUUCAGGCCAUGAGAUUCUUGCAGAGUUCCUCCGCACAGCAGUCAAUCCGCUUCACCUGAAAUGGAAUCGUCUGGCCAAGACAAUCAGGGGCUUCUUCGCCACGUACAGAAGCUCGAUGUACUCUAAUGGCUCCGAGUUUGCAGCUUACCAAAAGCACCAGGCUGAAUCUUGUGGCAUAAAUGGAAAAACUCUGAAUAAAGAUGUGGUGGAUCGGCCUGAAGCUGGGAAAUCUGAGGGGAAGAUGAAGCAGAAGAAGGAUGGGGCUCGUGGAGGUUUGGGUCCUGAUUCAGCCAAUCACUCCGAGCAAGGUAAGGUGGGAUGGAAGAGAAGGAUGAGCAAGGAUGAAACUACCUUUGAAGCUGUGGUUAACUUGGAACCCCAGAUUGUAGACUCUCCGGUGGAAAGUAAAGCGGCGCGGAGAUACAGAAGAGGCAAGGAUGGUGCUAAUGGUGAAACCAUGCUGAGUUUGUGCGACGAGCCUCCCAUUUCAUCAGAAGCAGCUAAAGUUGGGGGGCAGAAGAUGGUUAGGAGCAAGGGAGUUGCUAAUGGAAAAUCUCCAGUGGAACUGGGUCACGAGCUUGGCAGUCGUUCUCGAGAAGGCAAGUCUGGGCAGAGAGGGAGAAGACGCAAAAAUGCACCUAAUAGUUUGCCUGUGCUGAAUUUGGAUCGCGGGGUUAUUAACGGUCCAAAUGAAGGUAAAUGUGGGCAGAAGAGGAGGAAGAGGGAUGGAAACGUCUACGGGAAUCCAGCAGCUCUUCACAUGAAUUUUGCUCCAGGCAUCACUCUGCCAUCCAAGGAUGACCUUGUCUCCACAUUUAGCAAGUAUGGGGUCUUGAUCGAGUCCGAGACAGAACUGUUGCAAGGGACUGGCGGUGCUCGUGUUGUGUUUGCCAAGAGCACCGAUGCAGAGAAGGCCUUCAAUAGUUUAGACAAGACUGGAGUUUUUGGGGCCCCAUAUGCUACUUACAGCCUCCGUUAUCUACCUGCGAUAAGCUCGCCACCAUCAUCGCCUAUCUCCGUCCCAAAGCCUCCGCUUCCUUACAUAAGGAAGAGCCUUGAGAGGAUGAUUUAUUCUCUGACAGGUUCUUCUACUCCAGUGAAAGAAACGGUGUCUUCUGAUGGGCUGAAGCCAGAGGCAAGAGAUAACUUAGUGGGUGAGAUGCAGGGCCUCCUCAAGAAGGUUAACAAGAUGCUGAACGGACCUGCUGCCGGUGCCCCUUCUUAAUUCCACCAUUUUAUAGGCUGCCGGAACAAUGGUGCUCAGAACCCAUACGGGUUGUUAUAUCUUGGUACAUUGUUCCUGUGCAUGGUAAGCUCUUUAAUUACUGCUGCGUAUUUAGAUAAUGGAGACUUCAGCUUGCCUUUCUUUGAACUUGUUAGCCGCAUGUGAUUGUAUAUGGAAUUAUGGAUGGUUAGAAUAGCUUACUAUGCAUUUUCAGAAGGGGUUACUUGUAUGGCGGUUGUGUUACACCGUUCUCGACAAAUCUGUGAUGCAAUGGGGAGAGCUUUUAUACUCUA
This is a messenger RNA of Phoenix dactylifera (date palm), 3284 nucleotides long. RefSeq lists its product as uncharacterized. The record is from RefSeq and is a predicted model, not a curated record. NCBI's taxonomy places the organism in Eukaryota, Viridiplantae, Streptophyta, Magnoliopsida, Arecales, Arecaceae.